Messenger RNA from Zygotorulaspora mrakii, 1083 nucleotides. It is a transcript of the gene HOM2, whose product is annotated as aspartate-semialdehyde dehydrogenase. The transcript has a single exon. Gene Ontology annotation, molecular function: protein dimerization activity; NAD binding; aspartate-semialdehyde dehydrogenase (NADP+) activity. Gene Ontology annotation, biological process: L-threonine biosynthetic process. The record is from RefSeq and is a predicted model, not a curated record. The coding region runs from base 1 to 1083 and encodes 360 amino acids. Lineage: Eukaryota; Fungi; Ascomycota; Saccharomycetes; Saccharomycetales; Saccharomycetaceae.
AUGUGUGCAAGAAAAAUCGCAGGUGUCCUUGGGGCCACUGGUGCAGUGGGUCAACGUUUUAUUUUGCUGCUGGCUGACCAUCCUGACUUCGAACUGAAAGUUCUAGGUGCAUCUUCGAGAUCUGCAGGCAAAAAGUACAUAGAUGCGGUCGUCUGGAAGCAAACCGACUUGCUGCCUGAGUUUGCCGAAAAUAUCGUUGUCAGCGAGUGUAAGUCUGAUGCUUUCAAAGAGUGUGACAUUGUCUUCUCCGGGCUUGAUGCUGACUACGCCGGACCAAUCGAAAAGGAAUUCGUUGAAGCUGGGUUGGCGGUCGUCUCAAACGCUAAAAAUUAUAGAAGAGCACAAGAGGUGCCAUUGGUCGUCCCAAUUGUCAACCCAGAACACUUGGACAUGAUUGAAGCAAGAAAAGCAGAUGGUAAAAAGUCAGGUUUCAUCGUUUGUAUUUCAAACUGUUCAACAGCAGGUUUGGUCGCACCUUUGAAGCCAUUGGUUGAAAAGUUCGGCCCAAUUGAUGCAUUGACUACCACUACCCUACAAGCUAUCUCUGGUGCAGGUUUCUCACCUGGUAUUCCAGGCAUCGAUGUCCUUGACAACAUUGUUCCCUACAUUGGUGGCGAAGAGGAUAAGAUUGAAUGGGAAACAACAAAGAUUUUAGGUCAUUUGUCGUCUGACAAGAAGGAGAUUCGUGCUUUGUCAUCAGAAGAGAUCAAGGUUUCCGCUCAGUGCAACAGAGUCGCCGUUUCUGACGGUCACACCGAAUGUAUCUCGUUGAGAUUUAAAAAUAGACCAGCACCUUCCGUGGAGCAAGUUAAAGAUUGUUUGAAAACCUACGUUUGUGAUGCUUACAAAUUGGGCUGUCAUUCUGCUCCAAAGCAAACAAUUCAUGUUCUUGAACAAAAUGAUAGACCUCAACCAAGGCUUGACAGGAACAGAGAUGCUGGUUUCGGUGUCUCCGUUGGUAGAGUCAGAGAAGACCCUGUUUUAGAUUUCAAAAUGGUCGUCUUAUCUCAUAACACAGUUAUUGGUGCCGCUGGUGCUGGUAUUUUGAUUGCCGAAAUCUUAUUGGCUAAAAAAUUGAUUUGA